Messenger RNA from Sporothrix brasiliensis 5110, 855 nucleotides. Its product is annotated as sin3-associated polypeptide. Gene Ontology annotation, biological process: negative regulation of DNA-templated transcription. Bases 1 to 855 code for a protein of 284 amino acids. The transcript has 2 exons. NCBI's taxonomy places the organism in Eukaryota, Fungi, Ascomycota, Sordariomycetes, Ophiostomatales, Ophiostomataceae. Gene Ontology annotation, molecular function: transcription corepressor activity; transcription factor binding. Gene Ontology annotation, cellular component: nucleus. The record is from RefSeq and is a predicted model, not a curated record.
AUGACUGCCACUCCAUUUCUCCUGAAGCUCUUUUACCGCACGGGUGCGUUCCACAGACCUGAUGAGUUUUCCUCUCCACAACGCCUGGCUUUUGUGCCCGUUUAUGCUCUUCCGAGCUACACCUUGAGUGAUCUCACAUACUAUCUCGCUGCCGCACAGAACCCUGCCGUCCUGCCUAGUACGUGCAUUGGCACGCGCAUCGUCUUCCGGCACGUGUACGAAAACACGCGGCACGCUGCUGAAGGCAAUGGCAGUGGGAACUGCCGGCCAUCAGAAGCCUUCAAGGAGUCUGCCUAUGCACCGCGCUUCAUUAUUAAGGAUGUCGGCAGCGUUGUUAUUGGUAGCACUGGGCCAGGCGCCCCGACAACGUCCUUGGAUGCCAUCGACGACGCCGCCAUUCCGGACGAACUGAUGGACGACGAUGAGGAUCAGCUGAUGCUAACUGGCAAUGCUGGUAGCAGCGACGACGACGGAAGCAGGACACUCGCCAAGCUGCGCUAUACCCCCGGCGAAUACUUGUCCUGUGCCAUCUUGCCACCUCUGGCCGACGGUUGCGUGGCUCCGGCAUCCAGCGCGCGAAGCGGCCGGGGUUCUGGUGUUGGGGAGGCACCUCCGAGUCGAAUGCCACCGCCACCUCUUUCGGGCGCAAGCGCUGUCCGGUCCAUGGACUCUCGUUUCAGUGGGAGACGAGGGCGGGAUGGGUACGGCGCAUCGUCCAACUACGGCGUGCCGACUGCUGGCUGGCGACGCGGCGAUGCCAUACCAGACGAAGGCGCAUGGGUUCGAGAUGGCGGACAAGGCGGCAGUCGUAUGGGAUGGCGAGACAGCCAGCGGAGGCGAGACAGCCGAUGGUGA